AUGUCGUCGUCAAACGUGGUUCUGUACGAUCUGCCUAGCAGGAGUGGUUCCUCAUGGUCAUUGAACCCGUGGAAGACUCGCAUGGUACUGAAUUACAAGAAGAUCGACUACACGACCGAAUGGGUAGAAUAUCCUGACCUGGCCCCCAAGUUCAAAGCCCUCGGCAUCCCACCCACCCCCAAGGACGCGCCAGGCUAUUUCGCAGAGUACACCAGUCCCGCUAUCAAGCAUGCGAACGGCACCUAUCAGAUGGAUUCUUGGCCCAUUGCCUAUGAGCUUGAGAAGCAACAUCCAACUCCGUCUUUGCAUCUCGACGACCCCAUCGUUGUGCAGGUCAGGGACCAUAUUGCCAAGAUAGCUGGCCCAUUGAGACCACUACUCAUUCCUCAGGUACCAGUUGUGCUGCUGAACAAGCCGAGUGCGGAUUACUUCAAUGAGACUAGAGAGAAGAUGUUCGGGAAGCCGCUCGAACAAGUCGAACAGGACGCCAAUGCGGACGAUUGUUGGGAGGCGGCUAAGGCACCGGCGAAGGAGGCGGGCGAUCUACUGAGGAAGAACGGUGGACCUUACUUCCUGGGUCAGACUGUCUCGUAUGCCGACUUCAUCCUUGUGUCGAUGCUACACUUCGUCAAGUGCAUAAGCGAGGACAAGUUCAAGAAGCUUCUGGCUCUUGACGACGCCUUCCCUAAGGUUUACGAGGCGUGUAAACAAUGGCUGGAGAAGGACGACUAUUCCGAUGACGGAUUUGAAAUUGUUGAGCACGACCUCGAUGUUCUGAGCGUCCCCGGAUCCCAAGACGGCACGCCCGUACCGACCACAGCGGUGACAGAGGAAACAGAGCGCAACGGAGGAAAGAACGAAUCCAGGGAAAGCCGACCUUGGUUAUGGGAUUACGAUGAGUUCCACGAUGCGAUCAAAGUCGGAGACUUAAAUGGUGUGAAGAAGAUGUUGGACGACGGUGCAAAUGUCGAACAUGGAACAGACGAGGGAGAAUCACCAUUAAUCCUCGCCAUUUGGAAGCAAGACAUCGCCAUCAUAACUCUCUUGCUAGAAAGAGGCGUGGAUGUGACCCGCCCGUUCGAUGGGUUUCCUCCCAGCCACUAUGCCGUCAUGCAGAAAGAGCGAGCACCCCAGAUCAUCCAGCUUCUCCUCGACCAUGGCGCCAGCUUGGAAGCGGUUGGGACAGAGGAUAUUAACGCGUUACAUUUCGCUGCAUCGAACGGCAUGAUACAUGGGGCUGAUUUUCUCAUCGGCAAGGGAGCAGAGGUCAGUAAGACCUGCACGGAUGAGAGGACGCCUUUGAUACUGGCUGCAAGGCAUGGACAUAUGGCAAUUGUCAAAUUACUUCUCGCCAAAGGAGCAGAUUUGCACGAAAGAAGUGAGAAUGGUUGCACCGUCCUGAUGUGGGCGGCGGAGUACGGACAGCAUGAAGUCGUUCGUUACUUGUUGGAGGCAGGCGCGAGGGUGGACGACCGUAGUGUAGAGGGUCUCACCGCCCUAUCACUCGCCAGUAUGAAUGGCCGAUUGGAAGCCGUACAGCUACUGGUUGCUAGCGGUGCAGACAUCAAUGCACUUAGUGAGGAUCCAGAGUCCUUCACACCGGCAAUGUUUGCUGCAAUACAAGGACAUGCAGAAGUACUACAGGUCCUGAUAUCACACGGAGCAGAUUACAAACCAGAAUUGAAAGUCGAUUGGGCUGAUGGCGACACGAUCCUCGAUAUGACCUUGACGAAAGGCCAUCUCGCUACUGCCAAGAUCCUGUUAAAAGCCAUUGGUGGACCCGACUACCCAAAGGAUAGCGUCGCACUCCAAAUGGCCACUGCGCAAUCCAAGGUAGAACUAAUACCAGUGAUGAAGGCCGUUUCUAUCAUGUACCAAGAAAUCGAUCCCCAUUCCACCGACGGGGAGAACCUGGGUUGGGUCGAAUGGGUCUUAGAUCAAGGCGGAGAGCUCGUCAGAGCAAAAGCCAUGUGCAACAUGCUAUAUGCUGCAUUAGCUGCUAGGGAUGUCGGUAUAACUGCAGAGCUACUCAGACUCGGAGCCGAUCCAAAUAUCUUCGGGUUCAUGGGUUACACACCACUCCACGUCGCAGUCAGCGGGCUGGCGUGCAACCUGGAACUCGUCGAAGUACUUCUCAAAUUUGGUGCUGAUCCGGCCAAGCUCUCGCAAAAUCCCACCAUAGAAAAGAGGGUCACGCCACUACAUCGUGCCAUCUUGGGAUUCGAAAACGACCGUCCAGACAAAAUGCCUGUCGUCGAUCUUUUGCUCGCAAGUGGGCGAUGUAAGGUCAUGAAAGGACCGGACGCUCAGUCUUCUGCCUUUCUAAGUGUAGUAAGCGCGUUCGAUGGUGGGAGUGCCGACGUUGCCAAAAGCCUAGCGUUCCGGAUGCUGGAUUCCAUUUCUGAUGUGAACGACGACAAGGCUGACGAUGGGUCUACUCCGAUGGACGUUGCCGUCCAAUACAAUCAAAAAGAGCUCAUUGACGCACUAAGACGGAAAGGCGCAGACAUGAACGCGAAGAACAACGACGGCAUGUCACCUCUUCUUCUGGCGUGCGGCAUGAAAGCGGAGCUGGUAAACUUUCUGGUGACACGCUGCGCAGACGUGUCUGCUGUCAACAAGAAGAGGCAAGGAGCUUUGCAUAUCGCUGCUGCGUGUGGGAAAGCCAAUGUGCUCAGAUUUCUCCUUGAUCUGGAUCUAGCUGAAGAGGAGCCACUUAACAUCAACUCCGUGGACGAUGCAGGUCACACCCCUUUGAUCGCUGCCAUAGUGGAGGGUCAUGAAGGUGCAGCUCUUUUCUUACUGAGACGAGGUGCCUCUGUCCGACAACGUACGACCGAAAAAGGACGACUUGCCUUGCAUUACGCAGCCCAGGCCAGUAUGAACCGUAUUGUGGAAUUCCUGUUAAGGGUUUCCUGCAACGACAUCAUCAACGUGGAAGAUCAUGGGGGAUACACACCCCUAGCACUCGCGUGCAUGGCAGAUACUCCCACCGUCGUUCCCACCUUGCUCUCCUACGGCGCAGACCCAAACGUCAUCUGCCAAAACACCGGCGACCGUCCCCUCCACAUCGCGCUCAAACGACCUCUACACAUGGAUCGCGUUGCAGACAGGGAAAGUAGUCCAUCACUGGACCUGCUCAAGCAUGCAGACACCGAUAUCACAGCUCGCGAUGGCAGUGGCCGCAAACCACUGCAUCUCGCAUCUGAGUUUCACAAUCUAGAGGCUACUAGACUCCUCUUAUCCAAAGGCGUCUCACCACACUCUGAAGAUAACAAGGCACGGACGCCACUAUGUCUUUGUUCAAACCCUUACAUCGCGCAAGCGCUUAUCGACCACGGCGCGGACGUAAACCACGCAGAUGAAAAUGGAUGGACGCCGUUGCAUUACGCUGUGUCGAGGUGCUGGGUAAAGGCUUUUGCGGUGCUGAGACAGGCAGGCGCUGAUAUGGAUAUGAGGACCCGAGAUGAUGGGCUUAGUGUCAAUGAGAGGUUGGACAAGUUUGGUUCCUGGCAAGACUGGGUGAAUAAGGAAAGGGAAAUGGUGUGCGAUGAUGCACACAUGGAGAAGAUGAGGGAAUUUGACUUGAGGACCGAGAUGGGGAUGAAAGUAGAUAGGUAUUGA
This is a messenger RNA of Alternaria ethzedia, 3624 nucleotides long. RefSeq lists its product as uncharacterized. Gene Ontology annotation, molecular function: protein binding. Lineage: Eukaryota; Fungi; Ascomycota; Dothideomycetes; Pleosporales; Pleosporaceae. The transcript has 5 exons. The record is from RefSeq and is a predicted model, not a curated record. Bases 1 to 3624 code for a protein of 1207 amino acids.